Messenger RNA from Ceraceosorus bombacis, 1313 nucleotides. The record is from the annotation of a GenBank genome assembly. NCBI's taxonomy places the organism in Eukaryota, Fungi, Basidiomycota, Exobasidiomycetes, Ceraceosorales, Ceraceosoraceae.
CUUGGAGAGUAGGCUGUUGCACUGCUGUGUGGUGCGACCAGGAGCGCCUCAACUCGGUGCGCAGACCCCACACUUGACGCAACUCUGGCGUUGCUACCCGAUCUCAGAUUGCCGUGGUGACGGUCUCAUCUAACGUCAGCGUGGCAGGCCCAGCCCGGUGUGAACCGUCGCCCACGCAGGGUCUGACAGGAUCGCUGGGAGUUCCCGUGUCGCCGAAUAGGUCCGUCGACAGGCUCAUCCAGGCGCGAGACGACCGCUGUGAGAGAGACUUGACAGCGGGUGGGGAGGGGAGAAGUAUGGAAGGAAAGGAACGGGUCGGAGAGCGUGAAGUGGGCGUUGCGAGACGAGAUCGUGUCGCUUUGUGGGAACCUCGAUCGUCGGAGUGUGCUGGACCUUGCUGAUAGAUGUCUCUCGGAAUUUGAAAGGGUGGUCGGGCUACGCGACCGCGAUGAGCCGGCGGUCAAGUCCGCGCGCUUGCGCCGUGAGCGCACGCGGAGACAGCGACGAUGGGCAAGCGCGGAGAUCGCAUUUUGGGCGGAGGACGAAGGCCACCACGGCAUUUAGAAAGAGCCUGUGUGCUCAAAGUCUCACUUCCAAUCGAUCUCAGCGCGAGAGACAGAUCGCUCGCCCGACGGCGUGGCCAUUCGCUUCGAUCGAGAGGCAUAGACCUACUGAUGAGAAAGGAGUCACGAAUAGCAACAGGCUGUGCAGGCAGCCGGACAGGUUGUGCACCUUGCUAGGCAUCAUUGUCCAGAUGAGCUGCAAGCUAUACCGGUGUGAUUCACAUUUGCGGCAGCCUCAUCGACUAUCGUAUGGUGUAAAGCCGACAGACGUUCGGCCGGCCGGCUCGACUCCAGUGCUUGCCGCUCCAAAGCAAAGAAAUGUCAACGUGUGGCUGUGAUAGCCGUCGUGCUUUGGCUGUCGUCCCUCGUCCCUUGCCAAGAUCAUCAGCAUGCACAAGCGGCCAUCAGAUCGUAUGAUAUGCGAACCUCUAUCACGGUCGAUACACACCCGCAGAUCGCAUAGUCAUGGUCGCACGUGCUGACAGAGAUCUCUUUACGUAUGAGAUUACGUUCCCCUUGCAGGGUGCGAGGUCGAUCCGCAGGCCCGUCAUACUGUUCACACGCUAUCUGCGCUAAGGAUGUCUCGGUCGACGCCACUUGUGGGUGCCGAGGGUGACAUGCCACCAGCUCGCCACCUGUAUUUCGGGAUUGGGGCAUCAAAGCGACCAGGUCGGUCAUUUGGCCUUUGGGCAGUCGCGAUUUCUCAGCCGGGUGUCGGCGACAUUGGCGGGCCUCUCGCUGCUGACGAAG